This is a messenger RNA of Myxocyprinus asiaticus (Chinese sucker), 938 nucleotides long. It is a transcript of the gene mrps10, whose product is annotated as mitochondrial ribosomal protein S10. The record is from RefSeq and is a predicted model, not a curated record. Gene Ontology annotation, molecular function: structural constituent of ribosome. NCBI's taxonomy places the organism in Eukaryota, Metazoa, Chordata, Actinopteri, Cypriniformes, Catostomidae. Gene Ontology annotation, cellular component: mitochondrion; ribosome; mitochondrial small ribosomal subunit. Gene Ontology annotation, biological process: translation. The coding region runs from base 51 to 638 and encodes 195 amino acids. The transcript has 7 exons.
CCGUUUUGUUUGCGACACUUCCGCUUCCGUCCGUCAGUCAGGCAGAAAGAAUGGCGGCCUCCUUGGUUCGCGUCUUUUCAAAGAUCAUUCACGGACACGUUUUACCGGCUGCAGCAGUUCAGCACCACCCAGUCUGUCCACGGUGGGCUGUCAGUGUGUGUCCUGCAGCUUUCAUUCACACAGGCUCUGUCUCAGCAUCUCCGUCUUCAUCUGCUGUCACAGUCACAGAAGAGCCAGACACACUCUAUCAGAAGCUGUCGGUGUUGGUGAAAGGGCAUGAUAAAUCAGUGCUGGACAGCUAUGAGUUUUUUGCCACAUUGGCAGCUCAAGAGCUCGGCCUAACAUUGGAGAAAGUAUUUGAACCUCCCAAAGACAUAGAUAAACUAACUCUACUGAAGUCGAUUCACAUCUUUAAGAAACACAGAGUGCAGUACGAGAUGAGGACACAUUACAGGUGUAUUAAGAUUUCCAGAAUAACCGGCUCAACCGUACAGGUUUAUCUGGAGUAUAUACAGCGUAAUCUACCUGAGGGCGUUGCCAUGGAGGUCACCAAGACAGCUAUUGAAAAGAUCCCCGAACACAUUCAGAAACCGCUGUGGGACGCCAACAAACUGGAGUCCAGCCAAUCAGAAAGAUAGUGACUUGAUAUUAGCUGCAGGAUUUGGGGUUCUCAAGAGUCUCAAGAGUAUUAGUUCUGAUCAAUCAAAUCUUAGAUCACUGAUGUUUAUGGUCUGAAUAAAGUCUCUGAAUAAAAUGUGUAUGAAAUAUGAGUAAUGUUUUUGGUUUUAAACAAGACUGUGUGUAUGUCAUAUACCAAAUACAUGCAAUAAAGUUUAGUUGCAUUUCUUUUAUAAAGUACAGAUCAUUUCAGGAAGUCAAAACAAAAAACUAAACUUAUCACGUUCCAACUUGAAAGGCAUAUUUUAUAUUAAUUUAAA